This is a messenger RNA of Rhopalosiphum padi (bird cherry-oat aphid), 1990 nucleotides long. Its product is annotated as galactose mutarotase-like. NCBI's taxonomy places the organism in Eukaryota, Metazoa, Arthropoda, Insecta, Hemiptera, Aphididae. Gene Ontology annotation, biological process: glucose metabolic process; beta-D-galactose catabolic process via UDP-galactose, Leloir pathway. The transcript is spliced from 6 exons. The record is from RefSeq and is a predicted model, not a curated record. Gene Ontology annotation, molecular function: carbohydrate binding; aldose 1-epimerase activity. Bases 6 to 1400 code for a protein of 464 amino acids.
UUAAAAUGGAUAAUUCUAAAAAAAAUUCUUCUGAUGCUAUAUUGUUAAAUCCAAUUAGUGAUGAUAUAUUCAAUGAUUUGAUUUAUGAAACAGAAGAACAAAAAAAGAGUGUUUAUAAUACUGAUCUCAUCAUUGUAGACAACUAUGGAUGCAUAAAAGAUGAAAAUGGACAAAGUGUCCAAGUGAUUAAAUAUACUUUAAAGAAUGAACAAAAAGCUGUUAUUGAAAUCAUUAAUUAUGGUGCUACUGUUAUUUCCUGCUGGGUACCUAAUGCACUAGGCGAACUAGAAGAUGUUUUACUUGGUUUUGACUCAAUUGAAGAUUAUAGAUUACAGAACACCCAUUCCAUUGGUGGCACAUUAGGCAGAGUAACAGAUUACAUUAGUAAUGGUCAUCUUGAAAACGAAAAAGGCGAAAUUUAUGAACUUAAUAAAAAUCGUGAUGGUCAUCACUUUAAUGGCGGUGAAAAAGGAUUUGAUAAAGUCAUGUGGGAUGGGUAUGUGGCGAAUGGUGAACUAGUAUUAACAUAUUCAAGUAAAGAUGGCGAAGAAGGAUAUCCAGGAACAUUUCAUGCUCGAAUAACAUAUCGUUUGACUUGCAAAAAUGAAUUAGUUGUAGACUAUGUUGGUAUGACAUCAAAAUCAACUCCAGUUAAUAUGGCUUCAAAUAUGUUCUUCAAUUUAGCUGGACAAAACACUGGAGAGUCUGAACUCAUGAAUCAUUCAAUAAUGAUCAAUGCUGAAGAAUACAUAGCAAUAAAAGAACCAGAAAGAAGACCUGUUGGUUUGAUUAAAAAUGUACAUCGCACAUGUCUUGACUUGCGUGUACCAAGAUUAUUAAAAAAAGCUUUUCCCAUAGUUCCUGGUUUUGGAUACAAUCAUACAUUCAAAUUGUUCAAAGGAAAAGAACGUAAAGCAUUUAAUUUAGCAGCCAGCUUAGUACAUAAACAAAGUGGUCGCAUGUUAGAUAUUUAUACGGAUAUGCCUUGUGUCUAUAUUAAUACAGCUCAGGAUUUUCCAUAUUAUGGUAAAUCAUUAUUUAAAGAAGAGGUUAUGAAGGUAACUGAUAUAGAAGUACCAUUAGCAAAAUUUGAUAACUAUGAAGAUGAACAUGAGAGUUUUAUCUCUGAUGAGUAUAAAUUUGAAAGUGACGUAGAAGAACACAAUUUAGAUUAUGAGAUGAAAGAGUCUUCGACACAGAUUGAUUAUGUCCAGGAAAUCAAGCCCAUCAAGGGGAAAUCGAAUACUAUCUAUAGCAAACAUUCUGGAAUCUGUAUACGUCCACAACUAUUUCCAGAUGCUGUUACACAUAAAAACUUCAACAGUAUCAUUCUCAAACCGUCAAAUAUGUAUAAUCAACAAGUCAUUUAUAAAUUUGGAGUUAUUGUUUCAACUGAUUAAGAUAUUUUUCAAAAAAUAAUAGUUUACUGAAUUGAAAUAACAUAUAAUCUAUUAAAAAUAAAAUCAACAAAUUGACAAUGAUUAUAGAUAAGUCAUUAAAAACGGAGUGUUUAUAUAAUAUUAAAAAUAUAUAUUUAUGAAUAAAUGUAUGUUUGUAUUGAGCAUCUAGACUUGGAAAAUAUUGAACCAAUUGACACAUCAUAUUUUACACACAUUCCUCGAGACUGGGAAUAUUAUUUUUCAACUCUUAUAAAUAGCCAUAGGAGAGCUCUAUAGUUUUGGCUAAUGAAAAUAAAAUUUUUUUUGUUUGUAGCUUAUAAACUCAAAAAACAACGUGACAGACUUUGAGGAAAAUUUCUAAUUGUUCUUAUCGAAAAAAUUAAGAGUAGUUUAAACCGUGUCUAUUAAUAUAUCAAGUGCUAUAUUCCAAUCUAUCAUAAGUGGAUUGUCCAUCUUGUUCAAAUUUUUUUACAAAGCAUGAUUAAAGUAUUAUUAAAGAAAAGUUAUUUUGACGAGUAAAUGUAGGAUUUGCUGGCUCAAUUUUUCUAAUAUGAAGAUUGAUCAUUGCUUCCAAACUUAUAGUAAAAUAA